This is a messenger RNA of Aethina tumida (small hive beetle), 1155 nucleotides long. It is a transcript of the gene mRpL1, whose product is annotated as 39S ribosomal protein L1, mitochondrial. The coding region runs from base 59 to 1120 and encodes 353 amino acids. The transcript is spliced from 7 exons. The record is from RefSeq and is a predicted model, not a curated record. Lineage: Eukaryota; Metazoa; Arthropoda; Insecta; Coleoptera; Nitidulidae.
GUCAGUUUGGAGGUUAGGUUUCAUUUCAGUUAUGGUUAUGUCAAAUGUGUUUUAAAAAAUGUCUUUAAUAAGCACAAAGUUUUUAUCGUCGUUGGUUCAAAGCCACAUCAAUGUAAACCGUAUUUUGUCCGACUCGGUAAAAGUCGUCCAGGUUAGAAAUUAUGCUGCCAGAAAGGGCACACGAGACAGGAAAACUAAAAAGAAAGUCAAGAAUGAGUUGGUGAAAGUCGGUUUCAUUCCCCACAAUCAAAGGGACAAAGACAAGAUGUUACUCAACAGAAAACAGUUAAAAUUUGAUGACUCUUGGAAGAAAGAUCCAGUUGAUGACGUUUAUGUAGCCAAAUAUUAUAAAUGGGUGGUUUAUUCAUUUGCUGAUGCUGUACAAUGCCAUCAAGAAACACAUAGCCCUGAAAUGUACAACCAACCCAAUGCCAACCUGCAUGUUACAGUUGAACUAAAUAUGCAAGCAGAGAAAAAAACUAGAUUUGUGGACAAUUUCACAAAGAUUGUUCAAGUACCUCAUAAAUUUGAUCAUGGUAGUGAAAGAAACAUUGUUGUGUUUUCUAAAGAUACAGAGGAACAAAGGGCAGCAUUAGCAGCUGGUGCUUCAUUAGCUGGUGGUGUUGAAUUAAUUAAACAAGUUCAGAAUGGUCAACUCAAUUUAGCUGAUUUUCAAUAUCACAUAGCUCAUCCUAAUAUUUUGCCUGAAUUAGUUGCUUUGAGGGGUUUAUUAAAAAGAAGGUUCCCAAAUCCAAAAGCUGGUACUUUGGAUGUUAAUGUGUUACAAGCUGUUGAUAAAUUUAUGAAUGGCAUCAAUUAUUCAGCCACUAAAGAUGAAUAUGAAAAAGACUAUGGAGUCAUCAAUACAGUUAUAGGAACUCUGGAUAUGGAUUCAAACCAUUUAGAAGAAAACUUUAAAGCUUUAAUCAAUGACAUUAACACAAUGAAACCUAAAAGACCAGGGACAUUUAUUACAAGAUGUUUAUUAUCAAGUCCCCCAUCCCCCGAGGUACUAAAGGUUGACCAUAAUUUAUAUCUAGAGCAAGAAGCUCCAAAACAAGAAAAUAAGAAACUGGUUGAAGAAGAUGAUGAGGUAGUUGGAGAACGUAUCGCUUUGUAAAAAUGGCAUAUUAUAGUUUAAUAAAAAUAAAAUUG